UCAUGCCCAGGGGCUACGAUCAGGGCCUCAGAAUCUCAACUAUCAAAAUGAGGCAUAUCUCCCACUGAAGACCUGAGUUCUUCUGAUGUUAUUUGAGCCAGGCUGGCCUUGAACACUGUAUCCUCCUGCCUCAGCCCCAAAUGCUGGACUUACAGGGUGCCCCUCCAGUCACCAUGAGGCUCCUCAUCUCACUUCCUGUCCUGAUUGUGGUUGUGGCCAUGGCUUUGGAAGGCCCACCCCCUGCCCAGGCGGCCCCUGACUUGGCCAGCACAUUCGAGAGUAUACCAGAUAAACUGAAGGCGUUUGGGAGCGCUUUGGAAGACAAGGCUCGGGCAGCCAUUGAACAUAUCAAAGAGAAGGAAAUUUUGACCAAGACACGGGCCUGGUUUUCAGAGGUAUUCGGCAAAGCGAAAGAUACGUUAAAAACCACGUUUGCCUAGAAGCCCAGAAGGCUACCUCCCCGUGAGGACACCCUUGACCUGCCAGGCCCCUCCUCACCUCCUCACCGCACAAUAAUUAAAAACCUAUGGAGAACAA
Meriones unguiculatus (Mongolian gerbil) is the source of this 537-nucleotide messenger RNA. RefSeq names its product apolipoprotein C1 (gene Apoc1). Lineage: Eukaryota; Metazoa; Chordata; Mammalia; Rodentia; Muridae. Gene Ontology annotation, biological process: negative regulation of cholesterol transport; triglyceride metabolic process; negative regulation of very-low-density lipoprotein particle clearance. Bases 141 to 440 code for a protein of 99 amino acids. The record is from RefSeq and is a predicted model, not a curated record. The transcript has 4 exons. Gene Ontology annotation, cellular component: extracellular region; very-low-density lipoprotein particle; high-density lipoprotein particle. Gene Ontology annotation, molecular function: phospholipase inhibitor activity; fatty acid binding.